AUGGCCUGCCGCGUCUGGCUCGCGGACCCGGCGGAGUUCGAGGCCCAGCCCGCGGGCUUCGGCAAGCGCCCGGGUCCGCCGACGGGCGAGGAGCGCGACCUCGCCGCGAGCGCCGCCGCGCUGUGGAACGCGCUGGCGAGCGACGCGGCGCCGCGCUACGCCGACGACCCCGAGGCGCUGGGCCGGCUGACGGCGCGCGUGCUCGGCGAGGACGGCCUCCUGCGCCUCGACGGCGCCGCGUGCUGCGCCGCGCUCCGCGAGGACGCGCGCGAGGGCGUCGUCCGCUGGCGCCACUGCGCGGCCGCCGCGGCCGCCGCGGCCGCCGCGGAAUCGGAGCGCGACGUGCGCCGCCUCGUGGACGACGGCCUCGUCGGGAGCCUCGUGCGCGUGCUCACGGAGUGCGAGGUGCCGCCGGAGCCCUACGGCGGCGGCCACCUCCUGCGCAUCUUCGCGUGCGAGGCCCUCGCGCGCGUCGUGGCCAAGUCCGACGCCUUCUCCGGCGACGCGGCGGUCAUUUCGGAGCGCCAGCUCGACGCCGUGCUCGCCCUCUUCGAGAACCUGCACUGCGUCGACGGCGGGGACCAGUCGACGGCCGCGUGCCGCGCCUUCGCGCGCGCCGCGUUCCCGGAGCUCGACGCGCCCGUGACGUCCGUCGUCUGCCGCCUCGGCCGCACGCUGCUCGGCCGGGGCCGCGCGGCGCUCGCGGGCCGCCACCUGGGCCAGAUGAGCUGGGCCGCCCAGGCGCUCCUCGACGGCGCGCCGCGCGACCCCGACGCCGACGCCGAGGACGCCGCGGAGCGGCGGCGGACGAUCUGGGUGCCCGACGCGGCGGCGAUCCUCGACCUGCUCGCGCGCGGCGGCCACGCGGCCUGGUUCCUCGACGCGGAGCGGCUGCUCGAGGAGGCGCCGCGGAGCCUCAUCGGGCGCCUCGCGCCCUUCGCGGCGCCCGUCGCGACGACGCGCGACGCGCAGACGGCCAUCGACAUCGCGCUCCAGCUCCGGGCCGCGCGGAACUCGAAUCUGCAACCCGACUUCAAUGUGGGCGUAAUCGAACGGCUCCGCGACCAGAGCGGGUCGUCGUCGAAGCCGUCGAACUGGACGCGCUUCCAGGAGCUCGCGGCGGACUUCGCGAGCCGGAGCCGCGACAACGUCGCGGGCAUCGAGCGCGGGUGCCUGGCGGGCCACGCGCGCGCGGCGCUCGUGCCCCUCGUCGUCGCGGCCGCGUCGAACCCGGGCAAGGUGCCCGACGGGGCCCUCUUCCGCGACGUCCUCGAGGCCAUCGACGUCUUCGCCGUGGACCUGAGCGAGGGCCGCGCGCAGAGCGCCGAGGCCGUCGCCGCGCUGGCGCGGUCCAGGGCAGGAAAAGAGAGCGACAUGCCCAACGCCCGGUCCGACGUCUACGCGCGGUCGGCCGCGCGCGCGCUGCUGCCGCGCGUCGCGGACCUCGUCUGCUGCGGCGCCGAGGAGGAGCCCCAGUUCCGCACGAAGGCCAUGGAGUGCCUCGCCAAGGCGACGGCGGCCUGGGCGCGCGACGACGCCGCGCGCCCCCUCGCGGCCGCGUGCCUCCGCCGCGUGCGCCGGUCCCUCGGCGCGGAGAGCCCGGCGGCGGCGCGGGCCUGGAAGGUCGCCUUCGACGCGCUCCCGGGCGAGCUGGACGUCUACGAGCGCGACGUGGUCGCGCUGUCGCUCGCGGCCGACGUCCGCGCGGCGCGGCCCGACGACGAGCGCGCCGCGCGCGACGCGUGCCUGCGGCUCUGCCCCCAGUCCUACGAGGACCUGUUGACCCACCGGGCCGAGUUCCUCCCCAUGGACAAGGUCGAGCGCAUCGUCGAGGGCGGCGCGCUCGACGCGCUCGUCCGCGUCGUCGCGUCCGACGGCAAGGCGAAGAAACGCGCGACGCGGAACCGGCGCGCGGCCCUCGUCUGCGCGGCCCACGACGCGCUCGUGUGCAUCCUGCUGGCGGCGCGCGAGGCCUACAUCGAGCGGGGCCACGUCAACGAGCUCGUGCCCUGGCUCGACUCGGGGCGGGACAAGGGCGCGACGUUCCCGACGCUCGACAGCCGCGACGCGACCGUCGCGCUCCAGACCGUCGCGCUGCCGCUCUUCGACGGCGCGGAGCGGACGCCGCCGCCGCCCUUCGCGCCGGCGAGCGUCGGCCCGGCGGCGCGCAUGGCCUGCGUCGCGCGGUCCCUCGUGCUGCUCGACUGCGUCUACGCGAUUUCGAAGGCGCGCGACGCGGGCUGGCCCCGCGUCCACUUCGACCACGAGCUCGGCGUGACGGCCCAGAAGAUCCUGGAGCUGCUGCCGACGCUCGUCGCCGGGGAGCGCGCGCCCCUGGGGCCCGCCUUCCACCUGCUCUUCGACCUGGGGCUCGGCGGGCACGUCGGGAGCACGGAGGACGAGGCCGCGUCGAAGAGCCUCGUGGACCUGCUGGCGUCCGCGCGGCCCAUCGAGGACCUGGGCGUCGCCGAGGAGGACCGGGUCGAGGCGGCGCUGCGCAAAUCGCAGCGGCCGCCGCCGCGCGACGUGCCCAUUUUGUUGCGCCACGCGGCGACGGUCGCGCUGCUCAUCUUCGCGGAGGGCCGCGGCGGCGAGAACGCGUGGCUCGCGGACAUCUGCGCCCACGGCGGCGUGCCGCGGCUGCUCGACAUCGUCCGCAAGGACUUUCUGCUGUCGCGCGAGGGCAACGCGGAGAACGCGCGGCGCGCGGCGAUGCACCUGCUCCGCCUCGCGGCCAAGUCGGCGAUCGCGCGGCCCGCGCUGCUGCGGGCGCUGGGCGACGUCGACGCGCGCUUCGUGACGACGAACGUCGACGAGGACGCGCUCCUCGAGCACCUGGACAUCAUCCAGGACGCGGCGGCGGCGCGCUACGCGGCGUACGAGCGGCGGCGGCGGAAGCUCGGCCGCGACGGCGACGGCGCGGUGUCGCCCGCGGCGACGGCGCGCGCGCAGGCCGACGCGGACGCGGCCGCGGCGUCGCUCCUCGCGGACUGCGCCGCCGAGGAGGAGGGGAAGGCGUCCAGGAAGGCGAGGCGGAAGAAGAAGAAGGCGCGAAAGCCCCCGGACGCGGCGAUCGCGGCGCCGGCCGCGGCGCCGGCCGCGGGCGCGUCGGCGCCGCCGGGCGACCCGCCGGCGCCGCCGCCCGCCGCGGCGGCGACGCCCGAGGCGAGCGACGCGGGCCCCGACGCGGACGCGCCGGGCGCCGCCGCGGACGCGGCCGAGUGCUCGUCGCCCGACUCGUCGUCCGCGCCGGAGCGCUUCGACGGCGACGACGCGCUCGGCGCCGUGCUCCGCGCCGCGGGCCUCGGCAAGGACGACCGCACGCGGCGCAUCCUCGACGCCGAGGGCGUCGACGCCGCGGGGUUCUUCCUCCUCCGGGACCGCGACGUCGCGGACCUCGGCGUGCGCAAGGGCGCGGCGCUGAAGAUCCGCAAGCACGUCAACGACCGGCGCGCCGCGCGGAGCCGGGACCUCGACGACGACGCGCCCGACUUCCUCACCUGCCCGCUCUCCCUCGAGCUCUUCGUGGACCCCGUGCUGCUCCUCGUCGACGGCCAGACCUACGAGCGCAGCGACGUCGCGGCCUGGAUCGACCAGCACGCGACGAGCCCCCUCACGCGCGAGCCCGCGAAGCAGGCGGACCUCGUCCCGAACCGCGCCGUCCUCGACGCCGCCGACGCGUUCCGCGACGGCUGGGGGCGGCUCGAUGAAGGCUAA
Molecule: messenger RNA, 3717 nt
Organism: Aureococcus anophagefferens
Lineage: Eukaryota; Pelagophyceae; Pelagomonadales; Pelagomonadaceae
Exons: 5
Coding region: 1-3717 (1238 amino acids)
Biological process (GO): cellular response to misfolded protein; proteasome-mediated ubiquitin-dependent protein catabolic process; protein polyubiquitination
Cellular component (GO): cytoplasm
Molecular function (GO): ubiquitin protein ligase activity; protein-folding chaperone binding
Source: RefSeq, a predicted model, not a curated record